AUGAAGUGGAUCGCGAUCGUUGGCGUGCUUUCUGCUGCUGGACUUGCUGUUGCGCGCGACCUGAACUGCUGGCCAGAUUCAGAUGCGUUGUACUUAUUCGGCUCGUCGCCCAACGCGAAGCAACACGAGCUCUUUAUGUUCAGCAGCCACCACAAGAUCGAUGGUCACCGCGGCCUCAUCAAGACAAACGAUACACGCCAGGAGUUUGUAUUUUACCAAUGCUCAGUAGCUUCAUCCAAGUACAAGAACGGAGGCCAGAUCAGGAGCAAGACGAACCCGAGCAUGUGUGUGACGCCUGGCGCAGUGCACCGCGAGGUCAACGGUGAACUGGAGCAGUACCCUGCCGAUGUAGACGAUCGCAUCAGCCUUCAGCCUUGUGCCACGGACCACAACUUGCUGCUCCGGAAGCAGUGGUUUACCAAAAACGCCUCGCCGAAAUCGUGCAUUUUUCAGGUUACGCACCAUGGCUGGAGUACGGACGCGCCCAGCGACGUAAUUGUUAUGUCGGAGAAUGGCGUCGCGCUGGGCUCGGAUGUUAACCCUGGUACAGUGCAGAGCAUGUUCCUCGGUCCCAAGAAGGG
This is a messenger RNA of Malassezia vespertilionis, 581 nucleotides long. RefSeq lists its product as uncharacterized. The annotation marks the transcript as partial. The transcript has a single exon. The record is from RefSeq and is a predicted model, not a curated record. Lineage: Eukaryota; Fungi; Basidiomycota; Malasseziomycetes; Malasseziales; Malasseziaceae.